GGAGGAGCUUUGAAAAUAUUAGAGGCUACGUGUCUCGAAAUAAUAAGUGCGUUUAAAUAAAUUAUCUUACCACAUAAUUAGAAGAGGUGACGCAAGAUGAAAACAAAAAUCAUAAUGAAGAUUUAAAUCGACAAGAAUCUAUCUAAAGACGCAAUGUCUUCCAAAGACACUAUUAUUAAGAUUGAUGACUCAAGAAAUGGCAGAGAGAGUCAAAAAACAGAGAUUAAUAUACUAUGCCUCAAUCUAACGCCAUACAGCCAGCUCACACAGUUCCUUUGUUGUUGUAUAUUUGUAUUUAUAUGCUAUUUAGCCUAUGGAUUUUAUCUAGAGCUCAUAUUUUCUGAUCCGGAGGUUAAGCCUGUGAGUUUGUAUAUAACUUUAGUACAAUUUAUUAUAACUAUGGCGCUCAGUUAUGUGGAAUCGUUGAUAAGAAAUCCCAUUAAGAGAAAAGUACCAUUAAAAAUAUAUGCCUUACUAGCAGCAUUGACACUUGGAACCAUGUCACUCUCAAACCUAGCACUAAGUUACCUGAAUUACCCGACGCAACUCAUCUUCAAGAGCUGCAAGCUCAUACCGGUGAUGAUUGGGAGCAUCAUUAUACUGGGGAAGAGAUACGGUUUCCUGGACUAUGUUGCGGCUGUGGUCAUGUGUAUAGGCCUUACAAUGUUUACUUUAGCGGACUCAAUGACAUCUCCAAACUUCGACAUAGUCGGAGUGAUUGUGAUAUCCUUAGCUCUUCUCUGCGACGCCAUCAUCGGCAACGUGCAAGAGAAGGCCAUGAAGCAAUUCCAGGCGUCCAACAAUGAAGUGGUUUUCUACUCUUAUGCCAUUGGCUGCGUUUAUUUAGUAGUCAUUACUGGGAGUACGGGGAUAUUGACUAAAGGAUAUGUUUACUGUUCAGAGGUGGGCAGCCCGCUAACCAUGUACGUCAACAUAUUCCUCCUAAGCUUGAGCGGGUAUCUCGGCCUACAGGCGGUGCUGACGCUAGUCCGGAUAAGCGGGGCGACGGUGGCGGUCACCGUCACCACUAUGCGGAAGGCGCUGUCUAUCAUCAUAUCGUUUGUGCUGUUCAGCAAGCCAUUCGUUUUCCAAUACGUAUGGUCCGGCAUGCUGGUCGCCCUGGCGAUAUACUUGAACCACUACAGCAAGAGGAACCCGGGCUAUGUGCCCGGUAUAGUUCUCGCUUGCUUGCAUUACACGCAGUCCUUCUACCAGUCAGAGUAUAGGUAUUUAAGGAUGAAGUCCAAGAUUUAUUCGGACACUGUAUAAGUAGGUUAUUUGAUUUUAUUUAUAGGGCUAUAGAAAUGUU
Cydia amplana is the source of this 1309-nucleotide messenger RNA. RefSeq names its product adenosine 3'-phospho 5'-phosphosulfate transporter 2 (gene Papst2). Gene Ontology annotation, molecular function: 3'-phosphoadenosine 5'-phosphosulfate transmembrane transporter activity. NCBI's taxonomy places the organism in Eukaryota, Metazoa, Arthropoda, Insecta, Lepidoptera, Tortricidae. Gene Ontology annotation, cellular component: Golgi membrane; endoplasmic reticulum membrane. Gene Ontology annotation, biological process: transmembrane transport. Bases 154 to 1269 code for a protein of 371 amino acids. The record is from RefSeq and is a predicted model, not a curated record. The transcript has 6 exons.